GUCAGUAGACUUCAGUUGAGAGUUUUCCUUUACCCAGGCCGGACCUAGACCAACAUGGCCAGUAGAUUCAUUGUUGCAGCCCUCGCUGUGUCCGCUGUACACUGCAGUGGACCCGUUCAUCACCCUGCCCCUCACCAUCCAGCUCCUUAUGGAUAUACACCAGCCCCUGCUCCUUAUGCACCUGAGCCUGCCUACCAUGUGACUCCUGCCUAUGGUCAUGAGGCUCCAGUUUAUCACGAAGCCCCUCACCAUGCCCCGGCCUACGCUGAGCCCGCCUACCAUGAACCCGCCUAUGGUUACACUCCUACCCCUGCUCCUUAUGGAGCUCCUCAUCAUGCUCCUGUCCACCAUGCUCCUCCCCAUCACGCCCCUGCCCACCAUGCCCCCGCCCCUUAUCACACUCCUGCCCCUGUUGAUCACUACAAACCCCCCUACUGCUCUGUGGAUAACCCUAAGACCUGGUGUCUCGAGGAUAAGGAGUAUCCCAAGUACGAGAUUGAAGCUGCUCUGCAAUACCAUUACGAUGGAGUCCAAACUCUGUACAAGGAUGUUCUUGCUAACACUGACAACAGCAUUGAUCGUCUUAAUGAGAUCGUUCAGGAAACUUACAUCUGCCCUUCAGUCACAGCUUACAUCCAGCCCCUCCGAGCCGUGAACACUGAUGGAAAAUGGAGAAUUGUUGUCAACGGAGUAAAGGCCCACUACGAGACCCUUACCCAGACCGCCAGAAUUGAGGAGUGCACUACUGCCGGAGAGUCCUGCCCCCUUGUUGCCCCCUGCUACGAGACCAAAUGUCUCCAGAAGAGCAUCUACCACAGAUUCCUCACCUUCGAUCCCUAUGAUCAGUAUUUCCCCUUUGCCAUUGAGGCUUUCAAGCUUCCUUCUGCCUGCGCUUGCUACAAUGGAGCCUUUGCUGAGUCUCACUAACUAUCAAGUUAACUCACUCAGAUACAGAUUAAUUAAACACUGAAACAUGUUCUAGUCAGUUCCGUUCCAGAACCUAUGGGUCCAACCUGAGUAAAGAAAAACUCACAUCAACUCGCAUCACAAAAAUGGUCAAUAAAAUAUUAAAAAAAAAAA
Eurytemora carolleeae is the source of this 1080-nucleotide messenger RNA. RefSeq lists its product as uncharacterized. Gene Ontology annotation, biological process: innate immune response; central nervous system formation; regulation of Toll signaling pathway. Gene Ontology annotation, cellular component: extracellular region. The transcript has 6 exons. Gene Ontology annotation, molecular function: growth factor activity; Toll binding. Lineage: Eukaryota; Metazoa; Arthropoda; Copepoda; Calanoida; Temoridae. The record is from RefSeq and is a predicted model, not a curated record. Bases 55 to 927 code for a protein of 290 amino acids.